Molecule: messenger RNA, 520 nt
Organism: Culex quinquefasciatus (southern house mosquito)
Lineage: Eukaryota; Metazoa; Arthropoda; Insecta; Diptera; Culicidae
Exons: 3
Source: RefSeq, a predicted model, not a curated record
AGCUGUUCCAUCACAACAAAACUCACGCACAACCACCACCCCAAAAAGCAGCAGCAGCAGCAGGCCAGAUUUUGGUUUCCUUUUUCCUGUCGUUCCAGUGCCCAUCAAAAGCUGUCAAAGUGGAGCCGUUUGGCGUUUCAGACAUGAUCAAAUUCCUGCUGACUUUCGGCGCCGGUGUUUACACCGGUAUAUACGUCACCCAAAAUUUUGAGGUUCCCCGGGUGGACGAACCGGCCAAGCUAUGGGAGAAAACAUCCGAAAAGGUGAAAGACUUUUUGGACCAGCAUAAAAAGCCCUGAAGCCCCGGCGAAAGACGACACCCUCAGAAUAUAGUGGCUUCUCCUGUUUUUCUUUCGCGACUUAAGAGCAAGGCAGCAGCUCUUCAAGGGAGUGUUCUUUUUCGUUUUACCUCAUCAAACAAAAACGCCUGAAUCUUGUUUCCAAACCACACUUUGUUUGCUCCGAACGCGCGUCCAACGUAAUUAUGUUGAGAGAUGAAAUAAUAUAAAUUAUUUUCUUU